Molecule: messenger RNA, 696 nt
Organism: Nannospalax galili (Upper Galilee mountains blind mole rat)
Lineage: Eukaryota; Metazoa; Chordata; Mammalia; Rodentia; Spalacidae
Product: putative KHDC1-like protein
Exons: 5
Coding region: 1-696 (231 amino acids)
Cellular component (GO): cytoplasm
Molecular function (GO): RNA binding
Source: RefSeq, a predicted model, not a curated record
AUGGACCCCAACAGUGCCCUGCUGACCGUGGAUGAUCAAGAUAGGAAGAGCCUGAUAGCCUGGUGCACUGGAGAAGAGGUAGUUGGAACCCCGGGUUAUAACAGUAGUACAGGUGUUAUUCUAGAACACUGUUCCCAGCAGCAUCUGCAGUGCAUCCAGCCUUGUGUGACUGGGUCCUCUGCAAAGGUUCGUAUGGACUUUCCAGGCCGGAAAGCUCUUCCUCACAUUCUGCGACUACUUUCUUGGACUGGCCCUGUUCUGAAGAAAGCAGGAAUCCAAGAGAUGGAAGUGAAUGCUCCCAGUGAGAUGGAAUGGCGGACCUUGCCUGAGAACUUCCAUGCCCCACUGGUAUUCUAUAUGGAUGAGAGUCUGGAAGAGCACAUAUUUGGUCACAGGGACACGCAUCUUCGCUGCAUUGAGGUACACAGCUACACCCUCAUUCAGCUGGAAGGGUGGUUCACAGGCUCAGGCCUGACUCGAGUCACUGUGGUGGGGCCUCUCAGAUCCAAGCAGUGGUUGAUGGACAUGAUCUGGAGCGUGGGGAGCCAGGAAGUUCACCAUCAGGCCCGAGGCCAGGCCAUGUUGCACCAGGUCCGGAACCAUCCCCUGACCACAGCUGACCUCGAUGCCUCUCUCAGAGUACAGUCAUACUGCUGGGGCCUGUCUCCUGCUAACCCCUGGGAACAUAGGAUAUAG